AUGUCUCCAAGACCAAAACUCACCCUCUUUGUGGACAUAGUCAGUCCAUUCGCAUACAUGGCCUUCUACGUUCUGCAAAAAUCACCAGCCUUCAAACAAGUAGACAUCACCUACAUCCCAAUCUUCCUGGGUGGCGUAAUGAAAGCAUGCGACAAUCGACCUCCAAUUUCCAUCACGAACAAAGCAGGAUACAUUGAAUCAGACCGAAAACGCUGGUCCAAAUACGCCAACAUCCCCAUGGCGAAGGAGAUGCCCAAGGGUUUUCCUCCAUUUACUCUGCAUGUCAUGAGAGCAUUGGCCGUGGUAGAAGUUUCUCAGCCGGAUAAACUAGCGCCCUCGAUUGCAGCACUCUACAAAGCAAUGUGGGUAGAUACAAAAGCCAUCGCUGAGCCUGCUGUGUUUGAAUCCGUACUUGCCGAGGUGCUGGGUGAUGAGGGAGCCAAGAGUGUUGUUAAUCAGCAUACAAAGUCAGAGGCAAAGGCAAAGUUGACGGCGAAUACCGAUCUGGCGUUCAAGGAGGGUGCGUUUGGCUUGCCGUGGUUUGUGGCUACCAACAGGGAAGGCGUGACGGAGAAGUAUUGGGGCUUUGAUCAUUUGGGCAUGGUGGUGGAGCAUUUGGGAUUGGAUAGAGGCCAGGCUACUGAACUGAGAGCGAUGUUGUAG
Aureobasidium namibiae CBS 147.97 is the source of this 663-nucleotide messenger RNA. Its product is annotated as putative 2-hydroxychromene-2-carboxylate isomerase. Gene Ontology annotation, molecular function: glutathione transferase activity; glutathione peroxidase activity. The record is from RefSeq and is a predicted model, not a curated record. The transcript is spliced from 3 exons. Gene Ontology annotation, cellular component: peroxisome; mitochondrion. Bases 1 to 663 code for a protein of 220 amino acids. Gene Ontology annotation, biological process: glutathione metabolic process. Lineage: Eukaryota; Fungi; Ascomycota; Dothideomycetes; Dothideales; Saccotheciaceae.